ACGUGUCCAGUGUGUGAGAGAGAAGCUUUCCUGGCAGGCGCAGCCGUGUCUCUCUUCUUUGCCUUUCUAUCCCGAUUCCCGCGAUUCCCGCUUCGGUGCGGUGGGCAGGCGGCUGAAAAUGGCGAGGCCGCCGCUAGCAGCACCAGUACUUGCUGCAUGCUCCCUACCUACGGGUCCGGCAGUUUCCUUUUUCUCUUCAUGGUGAUUUUGUGCGCCUGAAAGAGCAGCCACUGGCCUCAAGCCGCGCCCGAGACCAUUCCUUCUCUUCGGAGUCUAGUCCGCCGCCUAGAGGGUUGCUUUUUUCAGUACCCGGCGCUUUCAUUUGCUCUUCUUUGCAAUUUUAAUUUCUCCACCUCGCCGCAUUCCGAAUUGAACUGGAUCUGCUUUUUUGCUUACGAGCGGUUUUCUCCCGGCAAGACUUUUGGGGUGUGUGUCUGACCCUUUUGUUAGCGAGAUCGUCAUAGUGGGGCGAAAGGAGGUCGACUUUCCUCUUUAAAACGCACUUCCGACCCCGCCACUCGGAAACAACUGGUCGGUGCGCGCGUUUUUUCACCAUCACCCCCUCCCCCGAGGGAGAUUUGUGUUUGAAACUGGUACUCUUUCCCUCCCACUCCACCGUUUGCUGCUUCGAUUUCCACAACUGUGUGUCUGUGAGGUUUUUGUGGGGUUUUUUUUUGCAUGGAUAAGCCAUGGCUACCGCAACAAUGGUUUGCAGAGUGCAGUUCCUAGACGACACGGACCCUUUCAACAGCACCAAUUUCCCUGAGCCCACCCGGCCGCCUUUGUACACCUUCAGGGAGGACAUCCCCCUAGUCACCCAGCUGGCUGGGGUGCACCGCCUGCUCAAAGCCCCGCAGAAGCUUGAUGACUGUACACUGCAGCUGUCUCACAAUGGCACCUACUUGGAUUUAGAGUCUACCUUAGCUGAACAAAAGGAUGAGUUGGAAGGUUUCCAGAAUGAUUCUGGCAGAGGCAAAAAGCACAGCAUAGUACUGAGGACCCAACUUUCAGUCAGAGUUCAUGCCUGCAUCGAAAAACUGUAUAACUCCAAUGGACGGGAGCUGAGGCGGGCCCUCUUCUCCUUGAAACAAAUAUUUCAGGAUGACAAGGAUUUGGUUCAUGAAUUUGUUGUGGCUGAGGGCCUGACUUGUUUAAUAAAAGUGGGAGCUGAGGCAGACCAGAAUUAUCAGAAUUACAUUUUGAGAGCACUGGGACAAAUUAUGCUCUAUGUAGAUGGGAUGAAUGGUGUAAUAAAUCACAAUGAAACAAUCCAGUGGCUGUAUACUCUCAUUGGGUCAAAGUUUCGCCUGGUUGUAAAGACAGCACUGAAGUUGCUCCUUGUUUUUGUGGAGUAUACUGAAUCCAAUGCUCCACUUCUCAUCCAAGCAGUGUCCAUAGUAGAUGAAAAAAGAGGUCUCAAGCCAUGGUGCAAUGUAAUGGAGAUUCUGGAGGAAAAGGAUGGAGUUGACACAGAACUGCUAGUUUAUGUAAUGACCUUAGUGAACAAGACAUUGUCUGGCUUGCCAGACCAGGAUUCCUUCUAUGAUGUCGUUGACUGUCUGGAAGAGCUGGGGAUCGAAACUAUUUCCCAGAGACACCUGAAAAAGAAAGGAGCAGACUUGGACUUAGUGGAACAAUUCAGCAUUUAUGAGAUGACACUGAGACAUGAAGAUGGAGAUGACAAUGGUGAAGCCCCACCUAGUGGUCACAAGGACCGAAGGAGGGCCAGUCUUGGCUGCAAUGAACGAAGGGGGCUAGAACGUCGGAGGAGCCGGAGGCAUUCCAUCCAGAGUGUCAAGAGUGCUUUUUCAGCCCCUGCCAGCCCCUGCGCUCAACCAAGCUGCAGCUUAAUGUCUGGCCACGGACAGGGCAUUGAAGAUAUCAGUGAGAAAGAGGAGGAGGAGUAUGAAGAGGAAGAAGAACAACCACCAGUCACAGAGCCUAAUACAGAGGAUGAGGGGGAGGAAGAAGCUACUAGGCAGGUUAAAGCAAGUGGGCUUCCAGAAGUACAACAGGUUGAAACUGAUUCACAGAAUUCUGAUACUUCGGCCACCUCAAGCAUACUUUCUCAGGAUGAGAGGCCUCCCAUGAGCUUUAGGGCAGAGAGUCCAUCCAAGAGAUCAUCGUCCCCUGUGCUUGAUUCACUUGCUUCUCAUCAUUAUUCUCUUCAUUCUUCACUCUCCUCAUCUGCAUCAGUCUCUUCCCAAAACUUAUCAUCUGUUACUCCAAAGGCAUCUCCAACAGUUGAGAAAUUACCUUAUGUACCACACAGUCCUUUUCAUCUCUUCUCCUAUGAUACUGAAGAGCAUCCAACAUCCAUGAAAGAAAAGGAAACAGAAGGAAUAAGAGAAUACAGACCAUCUUUGGGUGGUCUCCUUACGUCGUCAUAUCGGCAACACCAAGAGUCCUUGGCAGCAGAAAGAGAGAAGCGGCGACAGGAGAGAGAGGAGAGAUUGCAAAGGAUAGAGCGUGAAGAAAGAAACAAAUUCAAUCGUAAUUAUCUAGACAAAAGAGAGGAGCUAAGACAAGCAAGAGAAGAGAGAUACAAAUUCCUAGAGAAAUUGGCAGCUGAAGAGUAUGAGAAGGAGCUGAGAAGUCGAAGUUUAUGUAGGGGCAGGAGUGAUUUGUCCUUGAAUUUGAGUAGUUCUUCAAUCCCAGUCUCUCCCAAUUCCAAGUGUACCAGCCCAGCUUCAACAGAUUCUCAGGAGGAACCCAAAACCCCAGUGACAUCUUGUGGAACACCUCAGAUCCCAGAAGUGAGGGCCAGUGAACCUGAAUGUGAACCAGAACCUGAGCCAGAAGCACAAACAAAAACAGAGCAGGAAGAUGAGGCAGAAUUCAAGCAGGGAGCAACCACCCUGCAAGAAAUAGAGGCUGCAGAGGUGGAGCCAGAAAGUGAAGUGGAGCAAAGCCCAGAGCAAGAGACAGAAGAAUGUGUAAGACUCAGUGAAAAAGAGAGGCAGAAUGAAGAAGUGAAUGAAAAAGACAACUGCUCUGCAUCCAGCAUAUCCUCGACAAGCAGCACUUUAGAGAGGGAGGAAAGGGAGGAAAAGUUAACCAGUGACAAUGAAACUGAUCCAUGGUUACAGAGCAUUCAAGAUGUUGGUGUGAAUGACCAGUUCAGCAACAUUCUCAACAACAAGCGGUUUAUGUUGGAUAUGUUGUAUGCCCAUAACAAGAAGCCCAAGGAUGAAGAGGAUGAAGAACUGGAGGAGAAGGCGGAGGAAGAGAAGAUGGUGGGCGCAUGUGAAGACACUGUCAACAGCCUGGCCAGCAGAAUCUCAAUCUUGCAGGCGACCAAGCAGGCCAAAGAUGAAAAUGUCCAAAAAAUGGAGAUUGGGGAUUUGGAGAAUCAGGGCAGUGUGAAGGCUUUUGCAGAAAGAUUCAACAGUGGUGAACUGGCCAAGAGCUCAAGCUUUCCAGAAAGUGAUUUCAGUGAAAAGUUAUCUGGAAAAACACCAGUGCAGAUUAAGGAAGAAUCUGACUAUAUUUGGGAUCAGCUCAUGGCCAAUCCAAGGGAACUUAAAAUCAAAGACAUGGAUUUCACAGACUUGAUGGAUGAGGAUGAUAUUGAUGUUUUGGACAUGGAAAUAGGUCCUGGCAACUCCCUAGCUCCUCCUCCUCCACCUCCGCCUUCCUUUUUAGGUUUGCCUCCCCCUCCCCCUCCCUUGCUUUAUAGGUUUCCACCUCCACCCCCACCUUCUGGUAACUUAUUGGCUCCCCCUCCCCUUUUUGGCACUCCUCAGGGUUUAGGCUCACCCCCACUUCCGAGGGGUCAGCCAGCCUUUAUAAAAAAGAAAAAAACCAUCCGCCUAUUCUGGAAUGAGGUGAGGCCAUUUGAGUGGCAGUGUAAAAACAACAAGCGUUGCAAAGGAUUCCUGUGGUCAAAACUGGAACCUAUUAAAGUGGACACUUCCAAGCUAGAACACCUCUUUGAGUCUAAAUCCAAGGAGCUUCCUGUUACAAAGAAAACUGCUGCAGAUGGGAAGAGGCAAGAAAUUAUUGUGUUGGAUUCCAAGCGGAGCAAUGCUAUUAAUAUUGGGCUAACCGUAUUACCCCCUCCAAGGACGAUCAAGACUGCCAUUUUGAAUUUUGAUGAAUAUGCCUUAAACAAGGAAGGAAUAGAGAAAAUUCUCACAAUGAUUCCCACUGAAGAGGAGAAACAGAAGAUUCAGGAGGCUCAGCUAGCCAACCCUGACAUCCCACUGGGAAGUGCUGAGCAGUUCCUUCUGACUCUUUCUUCAAUCACAGAACUUUCUGCUAGACUACAGCUCUGGGCAUUCAAAAUGGAUUAUGAGCUUGUUGAAAAGGAGGUCGCUGAACCACUUUUGGACUUGAAGGAAGGAAUGGACCAGCUGGAGGACAAUAAAACUCUGGGAUUUAUCCUUUCUACUUUACUAGCCAUUGGAAAUUUUCUAAAUGGAACCAAUGCCAAAGCCUUUGAACUGAGCUACCUCGAAAAGGUUCCAGAAGUUAAAGACACAGUGCAUAAGCAGUCUCUUCUACAUCACGUCUGCACAAUAGUGGUGGAAAAAUUCCCAGACAGCACAGACCUUUAUUCAGAGAUUGGGGCCAUCACUAGGUCAGCCAAGAUUGACUUUGAACAACUUCAAGACAACUUAAGUCAGAUGGAAAAACGCUGCAAAGCAUCAUGGGAUCACCUGAAGGCCAUAGCAAAGCAUGAAAUGAAACCAACUCUAAAGCAAAAAAUGUCUGAGUUCCUUAAAGACUGUGCAGAAAGAAUAAUAAUUCUAAAGAUUGUUCACAGAAGAAUAAUAAACAGGUUCCACUCCUUCUUGUUAUUUAUGGGCUAUCCUCCUUACGCAAUCCGUGAAGUCAACAUCAAUAAGUUCUGCAAAAUUAUCUGUGAAUUUGCUUUGGAAUAUCGUACCACCAGGGAACGGGUUUUGCAACAGAAGCAAAAACGAGCCAACCACAGGGAAAGAAACAAAACCAGAGGGAAAAUGAUCACAGAUACUGAUGAAGACGAUGACAUUGAGUCUGGAAAAUUCUCCAGCAGUUCUCCUACAACUCAGAACCAGCCACAGGGGCUGCAAUAUGCUGAAGAUGUGGUGGAGCAUGAGAACAUGAAGGCUGUCCUGAAGACGACAUCUUCAAGUGGGGAGAACACCAGUGUGUUAGGUGUGCGCACUCGAAGCAGAGCCAGUCAAGGCCGCAUUGCUUCAUUGAAUGCUGGUAAUGACGAUUCACCCAAUGCUACAGAUGAUGCAGCAGAUGAAAUAAUGGAUCGCAUUGUCAAGUCUGCCACGCAAGUGCCAAGUCAGCGGGCAGUGCCUAGAGAAAGGAAGAGAUCAAGAGCAAACAGGAAGUCAUUAAGGAGGACACUAAAGAGUGGACUAACACCUGAAGAAGCCAAAGCUCUGGGUCUGAUGGGCACUUCAGAGAUGCAAGUGUGAUGGAAGCUUCCAAUUCAGUUAUAAGAAGAAUCUCUCAUUCUCAUUCUCUCUCUCUCUCUCACACACACACACACACACUGCUGACAGCCAUUCACUUAUCAUAUACCUGUGGGUUCCAGUUGCUGCACAUUGUAUGCCAUAAUCUUUCAAAUUCGUGUUUGUAACAUCGAAGCAGGCUAAAUACAAUAGAAAGGGCUAAUACAAAUAAUGUAUAACUGCAAAAUUAAGGCAGGAAAUGUAAGGAUUUGAAAAUUGCAUAAUGCUUGUUCUGUCAUGUUGCAUUGAUUUCUCUCAGUUAUCUUUAUUGAAUUGAGUUUAUUACAGUCAUAGACCAGUAAUUAUUAGACAUACAAGAGAGAACAUAAAAUUAUAAUAGCGUUAUCUUGUAUCAUAUAAGAGGUGUUUAUGUUCAUUUUCCUUGUGGCCUGUUGUAGUAAUUGUAAAGUUCUGUGUAUUGUCAGGUCAAGGGACAGUCCUUUAAAUAGGCAAAUUCAUUUUUGUAACAGUAACUAUAACUUUUAAAGACAACAUGUGCACCCACCAAAGAAUGUAAAAAUGUAUGUCCAUUUGUGUAUAUACGGAGUAUGUGUGUGCAUGUACAUACAUGCAUAUACAUAUAUGCCUACAGAGUCCCGGUGCCUUCAACUUUCAUUCAUCCUGUCCUAGACGAAGGAAAGACCUUUUUACAGGAACUCAUUGUUUUCUAGUGGAAUUCUAUGAUUUUUUUGGUACUGGAACCACUUGCAAACAUAUACAUGUAUAUUUUAUACAAUAGCACACAUGCAGAGGGAUAGCACAAAAUACCUCCUAUCUCUUAGCACUAAUGGUGAAUGUAUGUAUAAAUUUUAGCAGUAUGCCAGGAAUUAACCAGAGAGACAAAACUGGUUUUACCAAGGUCAAGAAGACGUUUUGUAUACAUCAGUAAGCUGCUUUCCUAAUCCCAAAGCUUAAUAGUGUCAAGCCUUCUAAAUUAAUUACUUUAGAGUUCUGCUAAAACUCCUUGCCAGCUACAUUUUCAGAACCACCAUAAACCAUGAAGACACAAAAGGCAAUUCAAUUAAAAGAAUACCUUUGAUUUGUAGGGAGAUUUAUAGGUGUGGCAGCUCCAACAGAGCUGGGGAAAUUCAAUGACUCAUGAUGUUCUCACCAUUAAGGCAUGAAAUCUGAUUUCCAGACUGAAAUAUUGUACUGGCCUACACUAGGGAUGUGCAAACUGGUUCGGGGGUUCAGGGUUUGGGGGUUCAGGUUCAGGGAUUUGGGUUAGAACUGAAACACACACACUCUGCGGACCAAACCAACCCCCCCUCUCCAGUUCGCAAUUUAUUUAUUUAUUUAUUUUAAAUUACCUGUAGCCCCUCCGGGGGGGCUUCCUAAAGGCCAUGGGGGGGUCUGCAAAGGUUCCCCCUCUCCCCACCAGCCUCUUAAGUCAUCGUCGCAGCCCAUCCCGGACAGGCCUGCAAAAAUCAGUGUGGUGGCUGCCACACAUGCUCAAAUGGCCUCUGCAAGGCCUGGCAAGGCCUAGGACCUCACAGGGUACAUUUGAGCAUCCGUGGAGGCCUUUUUUUUUUAAUUAAAAAUUGUUUAAUGGCAGCCGAAAACAAAAUGGCCACUGCGCAUGCUCAAAUGGCCGUUUGAGCAUGCAUGGUGGCCAUUUUGUUUUGGGUGGCCUUUUUAAAAAAUUAUUUUUAAAAAAUAAGCCGGGAUGGGCCAUGGCGGUGACUUAAGAGGCCAGCGGGGGGAGGGGGAACCUUUGCAGGACCCCUCCCCCAGCCUUUAGGAAGUCCCCCAAAGGGGCUACAGGUUUUUUUAAAAAUUAUAAUUUAAGAAAAUAAAUUCACGAAACACACACACACACCCCAGACCGAACUGAACUGGGGAGUGGGUUCGGGGGGUCCGGAACCGAACUGGCCCAGUCAGGUUCGGGUGCAGUUCGCACCCAAACUGAACCAAGCCAGCCAGUUCCAUGCACACCCUUAGCCUAUGCAAUCAUAUCCAUUGAAACACAAUUUGGCUAGGUCCUCCAUGCUCUAAUGCACUACCUGCAUAGGCUACUGGCAACAGCAAAAGCUGAGGAUUCAUGUUACAGCAAUGUUUAAGAAGAAUAUGGUAACAUAUGUCUCUGAGCAUUUGGUGAGUGCUGUUUCCUCAGCAACCAACAACCUAAACAAAACCUUUUAGUCAGGAUCUUCUGAUCAUAAUAGGUGCAAUGAAAGUUUGCAAAAUGCAUUCUGAAAGUAGACUGGCACAGUAUAAUUAGAAAAUGCCCUUUCUUGUACAUUCCCUCUACAAUGCGGGGGGGGGGGAGUUUUCCAUUAUACUGACAUGCUGUAUAAGAGGGCCAUGCUAUGGGGAGGAAAUAAUUUGUUUAGUUAUAAAACUAAUUCUAAUACCAACCUUGUAGUCUUCAUUCUCCUCAUCUCCUGCGUAAUCUUCAUAGCCAGCAAAGAAACAUGCGGGAAUCUUCAACAAUAGAUUUCCUGAAUUUAUUUUGAAAAAUCCUAAAAAGGCCUUUCCCGAAGACAUUGACUCAAUCUGGGCUUCCCUAUUUGGAUGUAAAAUAUCUCAUUAUAAAGAUGUCGGGGGGUGGGGGGAGUCCCAACUGUCAGCUUGAGACUUCAUGUCUGCAUUUCCAUUUCUGCUCCUCAUAAAUCCUAAGCCUUUCUCUCUCCUCACAAACAUUCUACAUGGGGCUGCCUUUGUAUUUGCAGGGGUGAGGAAAUAAACCUAUUAGUUUAUUUUUGUUUGUUCUGGAUACCAACUAUGAUCUCCCAUUUAUUAGAAUAAAUUAAUUGUAUCCAGAGGGUACUAUUCUUGUUCUCUGGGAUUAACAGUCCUCUUCAAGUGCUCCUAGUGAAAUAUAUCCAUGAAUCUCCCUGUCUGCAUCCAAGGCCGGUAAACACUAUCUGAAGAAACGCCUAUAUCAGUGGAGGAACCCAUACACUGAUUUUGUCUGCCUUUAAUAUUUUCAACAAUUUUGCUAUGAGGCUCAUUUUAAUGUAUUACUGCCAUAAGAAAACUUGUACAUCUGCCCAAUAUUGUUUUAGUCCCAUGAUGCAUGUGUAAUUUCUUGGCAGUGAGUAUGUUAAUACAUUAAAAUAAGCCACAUAGUAGAAUUACAGUACCCUUCUUGUGAAAACCUUACAGGUAGACAAAAUCAAGGUGUGGCUUCAUUGAUAUGUAGGUAGAUAGGGCAUUUAUCAGCUGCUGCCAAAGGAAUAUUGCUUCCAGGGUUUUGAAGUGAGCAACACCUAAGUGAGUCCUUUCUCUCCAAACUGAAGGAUCAUUGUCAAUGGCAACAAGACACUGCAAGCACAAGUCCCUACCGAGCCAUUGGGCAGCAGAAAUAUCCAAGAAAUCCUAGAGAAUAUGCUUUAAAAUGUAAUAACACAUUGAAACACAUAUGUUUAAUACAUAACUGCUUUGUGGGUUCAAACAUACACAUACUAGAUUUCAGAUGUUGUAUAAGGAAAUCUAUUUAUUCAAUAAGCCCUACCUGUAAUUUGCUCACAAGCCUUUUGAGUCUUCCUGAACAACAAAUGUGUAGGACAUUCUGUUAAAAAAGGUAAUAUGAAGAAGGGUUGUUUUGCAUGGAUAGAGGAACAAGAAGGAAUUUAAAAGGUGCACCAAAAGUAGCAAUGCAAUAAAUGAGAUUUUCUUUUUCUUUUUUUGAAGCAACAUGAUAGUCUUUGCUCUUAUUCUGAAAAUCUGCUGUACAUGGAAAAGGCUUGACAUAUGGCAUUUGGGAUUCUAUGGAUCACAACGCAGAUCCUAGCUUAGGGUUGCCAUAGUCUGGCUUUCCAAAUCUGGGUGUAAUUAUGAAAAUUGGCUUGAAAAUAAUUUUAGAGCAGAAGAGUGACUGCACGUUUUGCUCCAUAACUCCGUUUCUACAAAAUUAGCUUUUUUUAAAAAAAAUGAAGCUGAAAUCCGGGUGAAUCUGGGUGAGAUGCUUAUAAUCUGGGUGAAAUCCAAAAUUCCAGGGGGCACGGCAACUCUAUCCUAGCUUCUAAGCAUCUUGAUCCUCCAAGGUUGUACCUUUUUCUUUGUCAGCCCUUUAUUUUAUGCAGCACUGUACAGUUGAGACUCUAAGGGCUAUAAUUUGAAGAGAAAAAAACUCAAAUAGCUUUUACCUCAGUGAACAUUGAUAUCUGACCUCCGUUUAUUGUUAACAUUUGAUUCAGAAUGGUAAAAGGGGUUUAGAAAUGAAUUUCUUCAGGUUGUAAAUAUGUUUGCCAUCUAAUAUUGAGAGGUGUAACCACUAUUGCAUCUCCUACAUCCCCUGCAUCCCCCAGCCCUUUCUCUUUCACAGUACACUCAAAAGUAUCAGCAAAGCUAAACAAAAUGUUGGCCAGGAAUGCAAAUACUGUUGCUUUUGGAUUUUAAUAUAAUUAAAAACUGCAGUCCUGCGGUUGGCCACAAGGCUAAACAUUGUGAUUACCCCCUUUCCCUGUAGAGCAAGACAAGUCUGCUCCUUAUGUCCAAAGAACUGCACAGGGGAGUGGGGCAAAACUCACUUCUCCUCCACCUAUCUUCACAACACUCUGCUGCUUUAACCAGUUUUUCUCCAGUAAAGCUUCAGUACCAGAACUGAGACAAGCAUGGAGGAAACUGCUUAAAGCAUCUGAGUGCAGCAAGGCAGGAAGAACAUGCACUUUUCCCUUGCACUUCUCCUCUAUGCACUUCUUUUGGUAUAAAAAGUAGCUCUCCCACUCACAUUUUAUAGGUCAAUAGGGCAAUCUCACAUGUUUAACACACACACACAGUUGCCCCUAAUGUCUAGUUCGGCCUGUUAUGUAAAGCAUGGGGUGCUUUGUGUUUUAUUCUGACUGAAAUGACGGUUUGUGGUGGUGUUUUUUGUGUGAACAUACCAAAAUUAAUUUUCACAAAAUUCUUCAAAUGGACCAUUCUAUCUUUUCACUUGAUACAACCAUUGCUUUUCAAAUGAGAUGGGGGCAUUCAAAUGUACUUAAAUAGGUGUUCAUAUAAAUUAUUCAAAGGAACAUAUUCAAGAUUUACAUACAUGCAAAAAAGACCCCCAUUCCUUUUCAUUAAUUUGGAAAUAUUGUGUGUGCUUUUGGUUACUUAAAACAUUGCUUAUAACUACCCAACAGUAAAUUUUAUCAGCUGUGAAAUCAAAGAAUUUUGUGAAAGAAAAGGCAUGGUGGAUUGCAUUUCUCCUUUUAAGGAUUGUCUUUGAACUUUGAGUCUUUUCUGUGUGCUGAGAAUUGUAAAAAAGAAAUAGUUGUAAAUUAGAAAAGGACAAAGGACAACUAUUGUAAAAAUGUGUACAUGUCACUAGUUUUUUGUUGUGUGUAGCAUAGUGUAAAAUAAGUUUUUUUCCCAACAGUGUUAUUCUGUGAAUUGUAAUUUAAGAGGAAGCCAUGCAUGGGAAAAUAUAUAUCCUGCAGCAUGCACGCGCACACACACAUACACUUGUUUUGUUUUCCUGAUUGUAGGUAAAGUCUUGUCAAAUGUUGAUUUAAUUGUCCAGGAUUUUCUUUUGUCCUCACAGUUUUACUUCAUAAGAACUUGAAUUGCAUUUUUCCUGAAUUUACUACAUCCAAGCACAUUGACAAUUUGUAGCCAUCUUCAUGCAGUUUUGGCAUGACACUGAGUAUAUAACACAGAGAAGUUUCCUUAUUAAAAUACUCAUUAUCUGUCUCUGCUUCCAAACUUCUCCUGCCUUUUAGAUUUAAAAGAAAAAAUCAGUGCCAUGCAAGGUUGAAAUUAUUUCCAUUAUUUCCACUGACCUGGACCCAAAAUUCACUUUCACCACAUAAUGUAAACACAUCUUGCAAUAAAGCUUCCUAAUGUA
Hemicordylus capensis (graceful crag lizard) is the source of this 11229-nucleotide messenger RNA. It is a transcript of the gene FHOD3, whose product is annotated as formin homology 2 domain containing 3. Gene Ontology annotation, cellular component: cytoplasm; cytoskeleton. Gene Ontology annotation, biological process: actin filament network formation; cardiac myofibril assembly; sarcomere organization. The coding region runs from base 690 to 5417 and encodes 1575 amino acids. Gene Ontology annotation, molecular function: actin filament binding. The transcript is spliced from 27 exons. The record is from RefSeq and is a predicted model, not a curated record. NCBI's taxonomy places the organism in Eukaryota, Metazoa, Chordata, Lepidosauria, Squamata, Cordylidae.